UGUGUGGAAGCAGGCAGUGAGACGAUCCUCCUGCUAUCCUCCUUCUCUCCCCCUUCCCAGUCGCCCGCCGGCGCACCGCACAGCACAUCCCCAUUCAGCGAUGCUGCACAUACCACCGGGUCUCUAGCCGCUGAUCACCAGCCACACAAAGGAUUUCAACUCCGCCCUCGCACCGCGCCGGAGCUCUGAAGGAUACCUGUCCCUUUCCUGUUAUUUAUAGAACAUGAAAAAGAGGAUGCGGCAAGGUAGAAGCGAUACCUAGAAGAACCAAACAUUGGCGUGGUCUCUCCGUCUGGAAGUGUCAAGGUGCCAAACCACUGUCAAAUUCGGGUUAUUUCUUCUUCUUCUUCUUCUUCUUCUUCUUCGAUCUCUGCCGUCUGUUGCUGAUUUUAAUAUUUGUAAUGGCACGAUUUUGAAUACAAUGAAUGAAGGGUUGCAGGCUAAUGUAAGCUGGCGUCCAGACCGUGCAACUGAGAAUGUCUCCGCCGCGGUUUCUUCACUGGACCCCAUCCUCAAUUCAGACCCCCAAAUCAUCGUCAACCCCUGGGACAUUGUUCUCUGCACUUCCGGGACCAUCAUCUCCUGCGAAAACGCCAUCGUCGUGCUGAUAAUAUUCCACAACCCCAGCCUGCGGGCCCCCAUGUUCCUCCUCAUCGGCAGCCUGGCACUGGCUGACCUGCUUGCAGGUCUGGGGCUGGUCAUCAACUUCAUCUUCACCUACCUGCUGCAGUCCGACUCGGCCAAGCUGGUCACCCUGGGGCUGGUCGUCGCCUCGUUCUCCGCUUCGGUGUGCAGCCUGUUCGCCAUCACUAUAGACCGCUACCUCUCCCUGUACUACGCGCUGACCUACAACUCAGAAAGGACCGUUACUUUCACCUACGUCAUGCUCGUCGUGCUGUGGGGGACCUCCAUCUGCCUGGGUCUGCUCCCUGUAAUGGGGUGGAACUGCCUGCGGGAUGAGUCUACUUGCAGCAUCAUCCGGCCGCUCACCAAGAACAACGUGGCCUCGCUGUCCGUCUCCUUCCUGCUCAUGUUCGGGCUCAUGCUCCAGCUCUACGUGCAGAUCUGCAAGAUCGUGAUGCGCCACGCCCACCAGAUCGCCCUCCAGCACCACUUCCUCGCCACCUCGCAUUACGUGACUACCCGGAAAGGGGUCUCCACACUGGCCAUUAUCCUGGGGACAUUCGCGGCUUGCUGGAUGCCUUUCACACUCUACUCCCUCAUCGCCGAUUACACCUACCCUUCCAUCUACACCUACGCUACCCUGGUGCCGGCCACGUACAACUCCAUCAUAAACCCCGUCAUUUAUGCUUUCCGAAACCAGGAGAUCCAGAAAGCCCUGUGGCUCAUCUGCUGCGGGUGCAUCCCCGCCAGUGUGUCUCAAAGGGUGAGGUCGCCGAGCGAUGUGUAAUGUAACAGCCACGAUGGCAACACAAAUACCAGUAGCGAAACCAGCAAGCCACUGCUUUAUGUUUCUGGGGGAAUAUCUGACCAUGACAUGUGUUAUUAUUUUGCUGAAAGGAGGCUUUAUAUGGUUUACAAAUUCAAUCCAGGUAGGAAACAAGUUAAGGGCUUAAGGUUUGGAUUGUAAAAGCGUUCCCGUCACUUCAUUGCAUAAGGUUGCCAAUCAUGGUCCUGGAGGGGCCAUUCCACCCCUGGUCCUGCGGACAUCCACUCUCAAGUUCCUGGGUGUAAAAAGACGCCAAUUGGCUUGUGGGAUCGGAGGACGCCCACUGAGCCUCGGGUCCCUGAGCUGUGUGGGGAAUCGCCCCGGUAAAGGAGAAAAAUAAUAAUAAUUGGGCACUCCAAAUUGGGAGAAAAUUAAAAAUAAUUGAAGAUUCUAAAUUAAAAAAAACAAACCUGGAGUGGAAUGGCCCUCUAGAUGCGUGAUUGGUCACCCUUGUGGAUAUGGCAACGUUAGCUUAGGUGUUACAAUACCCGGGCAUACCCAAGCAUCCAUGUUAUUAUUCACAUGGGGGGGCAGCUUCUCUUUCAUUGGGGGCUUAGCAUGCACUGCAGAUAUAUUUUAGAAAGCAAGGGAGCGAUGUGGAACUGAGCGUCACACUGCUGCACCGGGGACGUGCAGGGAAAGUGAAACCACAGCACGGAGAGCAGCUAAAAAUAGAAGCAUGCCUUCAUCACACUACAGCUUAGGAGACUUUCACAAAGAUUGCUCAGCCUACAUGCUUGUAAAUAUCCAUGGUAUACAAUCUAGGCCUAUAGAGAGAGAGAGCGAUACUGGAAGGCCACACAUAUUGCAGCACAGUGUCCUGUUUAGCAAUGUGUAGAAAUAUAUAUAUUAGAACGUCCAGGUAUUUUGUUUUGCAAGUCGUAUUCAUUUUGAUUAAUAUUCUGUACCAUAGCUCAUGUACAAUAGACAUGCAUCUCUUUAAUGCUGCAUCCGAUUAUAACUGUUCUGUAAGAUGUGUAGCCUGUCAGCUACCCUUGAUAUUGGCUAACAUGGUUUCCUAUCAGAAUAUUAAUUUGCAUUCAAAUAACGUACUCAGACAUUUAGCGAAGCACAUUAGCUUACAGCACACAGUAUCAAACAGCACCAGGCUAACCAGGGCUGUAAAUAAGAGCUUGAGAACACUAUUGAAGAUGGGAAGCUGUUUGGAAAAUGUUUCAUUUUGCAGUGAUGCAAGAAGCUGUGAAAAGCUGCCUGUCAGCCUGUCAGCCUGGUUUACAGCCAGUAGGGAUUUAUAAAUCAAAAUAUGCCACACAGAUACAAUGUAAGCACACUUCUCGCAUUUGAAUUAUUGACUGGAGAGUUAGGUAGGAGUCCAAUGUGCAAUCCAGUUGUCUUUUAACAAGUCGAUUUUGAGCCAUUAAAUAUGUAUGUUCUUGAAAGAGCAUUUUAUAUUAAUUGUAAACAUACGCCUCACAUCUUAACUAGGCUGUAGUGUAGCAUCACCUUACACUGCAGUCCUGUUUAACAAGUGAAACGACAACACUAUUGAACUCGGCUUUCUUCUCCUGUGAAUAAAAUAGAUCUAUUGUUUUUGCAAAUUCAUUUCUAUGCAGAGUUGAUUGCAACACACAGUCAAAUUUUCAGUUAUGUAUUGGAUAAAAACUGAUCAAAUUUAAAUCCAUUGCUGGGAAGCCAUCCAGUACAGUACUGCCUCAUGAUGCAAAAGCACUUAUUACUUUUUCAAUUCACAACAUUAGAUCUGAUUUGUGUUUUUCUUACUCCAGUGUGAAUACGCCCUUUUAAGCUACUAAAUAAAAUGAUGAUGAUAAUUACUCGACCUUGCUCUUGCACUCAGCGACUGGAGAAUGUUAGGCGGAACACAAUGCACAGCAAAGCCUUCCUUAAAACACAGGGAACACAAUGAGUUUAUCUUGCAUCAGCGCGCACCAUGAUGUCGUCCCUCAAUUUCAGGAUUAUCAGAACAGAGCUUUCCAAACAGUUUGAGAAUCAGCAAUAACUCAAUAACCAGCAUUCAGAAUGCUUCGAAAUUCUACUUGUACAGCUAGGACUGAAGGACUGCAGCAAAAUUAAAAUAGCAAUACAGUACUGCCAAUCAGUCAAACCAAAGGCAAUCAAUACUAGAUCCCUUCUUGAGCAAAACAGAUGAAGGGCCUGCAUCAAUUAGACCAUCGUUCUGAGCGCUAUUAAUAUACUGCGUAGUAUUAGAAUCAGAGACAGUACUAUUUUUAUUUACACAAAGCACAUAUAUUUAACAUUGUGGUAAUCCAAUGACUCAGAGCCAGAACUCAGAUCAUAUCAAAGGCAGCUAUAUUAUAUCAGAAUGUUGAGCACUAUCAUGAAUUAGACUCUGUACAGUCACAGUGCAGCUUGCUCUUCAGUGCAUGUUCCCCUGUACUAUACAGAGACCCCUGUUUCCUUGCAUAGACCUUUACAUAGCCAUCCAAACAUCUGAGGGUGUCAUCAAGCACCAGCUGAUAUCAGGAAGCAUUUCCAUGCACUUUACAAUGUGAUUCCAGGAUGGAGUGCAUUCUGCAUGAGCCUUGUGUGGGGUGCACAUUUAUUACAGCACCCCAUUACUUCUGCAGUUCAGCAGUGUGCACAUGUAUUACAACACCCCAUUGCUUCUGCAGUUCAGCAGUGUGCACAUUUAUUACAACACCCCAUUGCUUCUGCAGUUCAGCAGUGUGCACAUUUAUUACAACACCCCAUUGCUUCUGCAGUUCAGCAGUGUGCACACUUAUUACAACACCCCAUUGCUUCUGCAGUUCAGCAGUGUGCACAUGUAUUACAACACCCCAUUGCUUCUGCAGUUCAGCAGUGUGCACAUUUAUUACAACACCCCAUUGCUUCUGCAGUUCACCAGUGUGCACACUUAUUACAACAUCCCAUUGCUUCUGCAGUUCAGCAGUGUGCACAUGUAUUACAACACUCCAUUGCUUCUGCAGUUCAGCAGUGUGCACAUGUAUUACAACACCCCAUUGCUUCUGCAGUUCAGCAGUGUGCACAUGUAUUACAACACUCCAUUGCUUCUGUAGUUCAGCAGUGUGCAACACCCCAGUGCUUCUGCAGUUUUGAUUUGUUGUGCAUAUGAAGUCAAACCACUGGAACUGAAAUUCUUGGAAAAUUGUCAAAAAAGGCAAAUUAGCAAUUGUCGAAUUUAAUUGAUUACUUUAAUAGGCCACACGUGCAAUUAAUUUAAAAUAGUAAGAGAAAAGGAACACUUAACCACAAACAGUGUUUUAGAAGUUGUUUAAGAUGCCUAAUUAAAGCACACAAGUGCCUAUUGUUUCUAUAUCACAGAUUACUGAGUGAAAAUGGAAAUCCGCCCCCCCCCCCCCGAGGUUUUCAUGCAGGUCGGUAUAUAAAGGAUAUCAAUGACACAUCUUGAGGUGUUCUAAUACAUUUUCACUCUGCUGUAUAUCAGUGUCGCUCACACAGACUUCAGCUGUCAGCCCCCUUGUUUGAACCCGGUCCCAGAGGGCUGCAGAAAUGAUCACAGGAUGAUGUCAGCUGUCAUUCCAGGGGGGGAUAUUGACACUACAAAAUGGUUUCUAAGCACUAGACAUGCAUUUUUAACUGCUUUACACACUCACAGCUCCCUCAUUGCUUUGGAGAAGUUCACUGGAAAUGUUUCGUAACAGAAGGCUUUCUUUUCCACUGGGACGGAGGCAGGCACAAACAAAGGCGUACCUUGAUGGAAAAAACAUAUUGAAGCACAGAACACUUGUCAGUUGCCUGAAAAACAUAAUUGUCAGUGGCUUGCUGGUUCUUUCCAGGCUGAUUCAGGGCACAUGACUGAUGUAUUCAAUGUUAAUCUGAGGCAAGGGCCUCUGCUGCAGUAACCUCACCUCCUAGAUUGUAAUGACCCUCGUUAAAGGCAUAAUGCUCAAAGGGAAGAUCCCCUCUCCCUGUGAUGUCACGAGAGAGCUGUGCAUUCUCUGUAUAAUAACAGAAUCUCGGCAAGUGUACAAUGCACUGUUUCUCUAGCAGUGAAGAGCUUACAGGUUCUGCCCAGGUUCAAUGGAAAUGGUGGACGCAACACCCCAGGAGAUUUGUAGCAUUCUGCAAGCUGUUCUGGACAUUCAGACCUGAAGUAUAAAGAAAGUGAAAUGGAGCACCCACUUCGUGAAGCUGUAUCGAUUGCUGACGUGUUCAGUUUAAAUGCAGUGCUGUACUACAACACUGAGAAGCAGGAUUCUUAACUGUGGACAAGGGAUUAGAGCAGAAAGAGUCAGGACUGAGGAAUACACACCUAAAGAAAAAGAAAAAGAAUUAUGUGAUGUAAGUCAAGCGGACAUCUUGUUGGGACACAGGUCAAUGUGUGUACGGAUUUAUCCAGUAGGGCCACAGGACAGAAGCAAACUGAGCACAAAGGGAUCAAUUGAUAGUUGGAUGGGUCAUUAUAUUGAAGACAGCUGGACUGGAUGGAGUUCUGUGCGAAUCCCUUUGCUUUGCGGAGCAGUCACUGGUUCACAUUGAUUGUGCAUCACAGAAAAGCCGUCACUGAGAAAGGAAAUUCUGUACAAUUCAAUCUGAAGGAUGCCACAAGCCGACCUGCUGAUAUGGUUGUCUAACUGAGACACUUAAUAUACACAACCAGCCAGCUCCUCCAGAACAGCUGUCAAUGUCCUUUCAUCUUGUGAAAACUUCAGAAGAGCUCAUUUGGGGAUGGAUAUCCCACCUCAAUAAUGUGAAGGCCUCCCUUCUGCAAACCAUGGAAGGGAAAGGGCUUCAUUUCGUGCAUAGACAUUUACCCUUUGAAUUGAAUUGAAAGUUAAAGCAAGUGUAGUCACAGCAUAUGAAUGGCAAACACAUGGUAUUAGACUCUUGGAUAAGUUACCUGAACAAAAGCAGGUAGCGUGUUAUUGUGAGUGUCAUAAAGAAGCAUUUCAAUGAACCGUUUGCUGAAGUUUAGUUCCAUGUUAAUAAACAGUCAAUAGACACGCCAUGCAUGUGUGUAUCUGUCAUUAGACUGUCAUUGGAGCUCAUAUUUCAUAUGCAUGUAUGUAGUUUCCUGCUCUAGUAAAAAAAAAAAAAGAAAUACAAAGACUGCUGUGUAGCGUUCCUGAUAUUAUUCUAUAAGCUAUCCACACUAUCUAAAUAAUGUGCAUUUAAACCACACGACUGCCAUUCACAAUCAUGUAUUCAGAUUGUGAUGAUCGUGUGAAUAGGGUAUUAGUAGCUUUACACACCAGUCUUUGUACGUGAUCUUUACUGGAGCAGGAAACUAGCAAGUCAAAAAACCUACUCAACAUACACAUGAAAUAGGAGCUUCAAUGGCUGUGUAAUGGUAGAUACACGCAUGCAUGGCGUAUCUAUUCACUGUUUAUUAACAUGGAACUCAAUUGCAGCAAAUGGCUAAUUGCUAGGGCUGCCAGCUGUCUCUGUUUUCCCUGGAUUAUCCUGGCUUUGAGAAAGGUGUCCCGGUAAUUCAAUAUGCCUUCCCAGGACACCAAAUGCCAGCAAGUUAGAUAAAUCGGGAUACAAUAUUACUGCAAUAGACGCGCAAUAUGAAUUGGUUGUCAAUACUGCAGUAGUAAUAUUAUCAGUGCUUCCUAGUGCAUGAAUAUUUCUAAAGAAAGUUUACACUUUGAACCGCCCCCUUGCACUGCCCUGUGUUGUUCGGUGGCAACCUUAUUAAUUGCAAAUUAAUUCAAUACUUUUUUAUGACAAUCCCAAUGAAGCGUUACCUCCAAAGUCAUUACACGUGUGACUAGCCUGGGAUUCUCGGAGCUUUGGCUGAAGCCCUGUUUUAUUCUGAGCACCUCAGAAUAAAACAGGGCAGUGAAGUGUCCGCUGCCACUGAUACAAAUCACAUCCCAAAUGAAAGAGCCAAGAAGGAACUGAGGUGCUAGGACUGACCAGUAAAAUCACGCAGCUUAGCGAGGUGCUGGGAAUUGAAAUUGUGUUUCUGUAAAGAUAUUAUCUUGCUGUUGUUUCAUCGGUAACACUGUACAUGAAGUGUCUCUAAUUACUGUGCAUUUACAUCGUAGUUUCUUAGUAAAUACACGUGUACUCACACGGCAUUACAAUGUUAGUAUGCAUGGUUACAAUGUAGCCACUAUGCAUGGUUACGGUGUUACCGUUUCUUAUUCAUCUUGCAGUGCUAGAUAAGUGACCAUAGCUGGUUCACACUGAGGAGCUCCAAUAAGUGUUUGUCACUGAAUGCAUGGCUUCCAGCUUCAUAGCUGGGUACGGAUAUUCUUUACAAAGGAACUUCCAGGUCAAAUCAUUUCCUAAAAGCAGGAAAUUUAAAAAAAAACUAAAACAAAAAAUAAUAAUUGCAACCCCCAUUUUUAUUAUUCCCUCUUUCAUUGAACCACUCAUUCUAUAAACAUCCAUUCUAGAGUCUACUGCCUUAUAGUGACACCUGCUGGGAGACUGCAGUACUGCAGCUUCUAUCCCAGCCGGCGUUUGUCAGUGCCUGCUUCUUGCUCAAUUCCGCGUCUCCAUCCUUACUAUAAAGGGCAUUAUAAAACUCGCUUGUAAAUUGAGGGUGCAGAGCAAGGUCGAAAGGCUGUAGCUUCCCAAGACUCCACUCUGUCGCUUUUAUAAAACGCAGCCUAGUGUAAAUGUGUGCAUUGUUGAGUGUGUAGCUCAAGAGGCGAGGAUGAACUGUUCUCAAUUCUUUAGAGCUCUCUGUAUCGUGUCAGGGAGCGGUGAAACAGCAUGUUACACGCAUACUGUAUAUACUACUGGAUGUUUUGAAAUAGAAGCUGCCGAUAAGUGUGCUGUGUGCGCAAGGGUUACCGCGGAGCAUCUUGUGUAAAAGUGUUAGUAGCUAACUGGGAAAAUGCACUUUAUUUUAAACAGAAAUGGCACAACCGGUUACGUAUCUGCAAAAUGAAACUAAAUAAAUAAUAAGAAUAAUAGUAAUAAUGACAAUAAUAAUAAUAAUAAUAAUGUCAAGCUGCACUAAGACGUUAUUACAUGUGUGUAACAGUGGGGUUUCUUUUUUCAUUGUAAUUUUUAUGGCUUCAGUUCGUUAAAAUAACUUCAGAAAUGUUGUUAAUUUUGUAUUACAUGAUGUACUGUGUCUUAAAAAAUAAAGUUGUUUUUUCUUUUUAUAGAAGUUA
Molecule: messenger RNA, 8508 nt
Organism: Acipenser ruthenus (sterlet)
Lineage: Eukaryota; Metazoa; Chordata; Actinopteri; Acipenseriformes; Acipenseridae
Product: G-protein coupled receptor 12
Exons: 2
Coding region: 422-1411 (329 amino acids)
Biological process (GO): G protein-coupled receptor signaling pathway
Cellular component (GO): membrane
Molecular function (GO): G protein-coupled receptor activity
Source: RefSeq, a predicted model, not a curated record